Molecule: messenger RNA, 3882 nt
Organism: Acipenser ruthenus (sterlet)
Lineage: Eukaryota; Metazoa; Chordata; Actinopteri; Acipenseriformes; Acipenseridae
Product: MORN repeat-containing protein 4-like
Exons: 5
Coding region: 151-591 (146 amino acids)
Source: RefSeq, a predicted model, not a curated record
AGAAGAGGUGGGGGCUUUGGGGAACUAAUUAUGUCCAGCGGGUGUACAGUAAAACAGUUGCAUUGCUGCUGUGCUCGACUCGAACUGUAAAUGCAAAAAUUGGAGGAUCUGCGUGCUUUUGAGACCCCCAAAACACAGUCUGCCUGAAACAUGACGCUGACGAGAGGAUCCUUCACCUACUCCAGUGGAGAGGAGUACCAUGGUGACUGGAAGGAAGGUCGAAGACACGGGGUUGGGCAGUUAAAAUUCUCCGAUGGUACAUGCUAUACAGGACAGUUUGAGAACGGGCUGUUCAACGGCAGUGGAGUCUUGGCAUUUUCUGAUGGGUCAAGGUACGAAGGGGAUUUUGCACAGGGGAAGUUUCAGGGGUGUGGAGUGUUCACUCGGUUUGAUGGGAUGAAGUUUGAAGGGGAGUUCAAAAGCGGACGUGUGGAGGGAUACGGCUUGUUGACAUUCCCAGACGGAGCGCACGGAGUCCCCCGGAACGAGGGAGUGUUCGAGAACAACAAGCUGCUGAAAAGAGAGAAGUGCCAGGCAAUGAUUCAGAGGGCGCACAGUGCAGCCAAAACAGCCCGCGGGCUGUUGUUGUGACAGUGGAGAGACAGUUACCAAUAGGGACCUCAGGGAUGGAUGACAGGGUGGCACUUUGCUCUCUUUUUGUUUCUGUUCUGCUGUGUGUGGUUGGCACUCAGCAGUACUGCACUACAGUGCUCUGUCUCUCUGCAUUGCAUUGUGGUAAAGCCACUUUUUGCAUGGUUGGUUUUAUGGAGCUUAUCCUGCUGGGAGACUGUACCUACCCAAAAGGAGCAAUAUGAAACAGAGGGUCUCACUCCGCUUUGAAUUCUUAUAGGGCUUAUACUCCUGGGGCAGUCCGUCUCCUUAUAAUUUUCAAUCAGUGUGAUUCUGUUCUCUUGAGUUUUCAUUAUAGACUCUAAUUGGUGAGUCUUAGCCCGUACAGAACAUCAGAACCACAGUCUAAAAGUGCUUACCACAAGCCUGACUUUAAACCCCAGGUAAGGGCUUUAUGACAUGCAGAGCUACAACACUGUGUCAUCCAUUGCUGACUGUUACAGCGUUCAAAUACUGACACUCUCAGCUGCUUAACGUGCAUUUGAAGUUUAAAUUAAUGGAAAAAAGCGUGAAUAGUAAUAUUAUUAUCAUUGUUCUUCUUAUUGUUGCUGUUAUUACUAUUAUUGUUGUUGCUGAUAUCAUUAUUUAUUAAUGCUGAGGAAGCUUGCUUGAUUGUUUUUCACACAUUAUGGAAAGAAAUACGUUUUAUGCUUGUAACAUUAACACACUUUUGCCUUAAUAUUGUGUUUUGUGUUCUUAAGGUGCAACGAGUUAAUAUGGGCUACCAGUCACUUGUCUCCAGCCAAGUGACUCUCUGCACUUAUCUGCUUUAAGUAGGUAUUUGUUCUAAUCAGGUUCUUAGAAAAGAUUCUACUUUUUUUUUUUUUUACUGCAGCAUGAUGUGCACAGAAUAAUUUCUUUUUUAUGUGCUCUGGAAAGUAACCGAGAUUUCAAAUGAAUAUUUAGGGCUGGUUGUGAGCAGAAACCUGUAAUAUAAUUUACUCUUGCUAGUUCUUGGUUGGUAGGUGGAUGCUAAACGUCAAGUCUGAUGGGAAGACAGCUUUGUUAGUAUCUAACCUGCUGCUGCUGGCAAGCUAACAGCCAAUUCCUCUCCAGUGCUUCAGCAUCUGCUUCCCACUACAGUGUAGAGGGGUGCUAAAUGAUACAGGCCAAGCUCUAUGUUUCUGAAUGAACUGAGCAAGAAUAGGACUUUUUUGAAAAUCUUGCCACUACAAUGUUUUCUUCAGUGAUACAUUUAAAAAAUAAAUAUAGAUUAGAAAAACGGUGAAAUGAGAACACAAUAUAAAUGAUAUUGUCUCUGUAUCACACACAGACUUGGGAGUCAAUUCAUGUUUUUAAAUUCCUAUUCCAUUUUCAAUUCUUUUCUAAAAUCAAUUCCAAUUUCCAUUCCCUUUUAAUUAAAUCCAACACAUAAUUGAUCAAAAUUGCAAUUAGCAUUGUUCUGUUAAAAUGAGAUUCUCACAGUGGCAACACAUUACUUAAAUUGAAGUCACUGUUAGUCAAUUAAAUUGGCUUCAAAUGAAGGCAAUUGAACAAUCACAACAAUUAUUAAGUCUCUAAAAUAUCAAUUCCUUCACAGGACUCUAGGUCAGAUUUGUUGUCUACUCACAAUGACUGUAAAUAAGUCCACACUAGUGAUCAAGUUAUGUAAAUAAACAGGUUGAACUAGACGUGGAUUGGUAUUAAAAGCACCUAACAUUAACAAACUAACAAUUAUUUGUAGAUUAAGCAUUUUGUAUAAAAAAACCCACCCAUCUUGACUGGUAUAUUCAUUUAAAAUGGAUGCCUAUCAUGUCUGGUUACCAAAGUGAUAUUCAGACUACAGCGCGACACAACUCAGUUGACUCUUCCUGAGUGAUUAGGCCUUUUACAAUGUUGGUCUCGGGACGUUACAAAUAAAGGGAACUUAAAAGUGUUCCCAUGCCAGUAUCUAAUCAGGUUAAAGUCCAGUCCAACAUACCUUAGGACUGUAUUUGUGCCUGACAAAAAGGCGGUUAACAAAAUCAAGCAAAACACGAUCACACAGUUCAGAAGCCCUGUGCUAUACAGAGCCCGCCUAUGCACAAAAUCAGGAGUCAGGGAUUUUAAAAGUAAAGCUAAUGAAAUACACUGCAAUCUCUAAAGUAGAGAAUCUGAAUUUAAAACCUGCACUCUGGCUCAUUGUACCAAGUUAGAUUACAACAGCAGAAUCCGUCUUGGAUCAUCCCAUCAUUUAAAACAUAACCCUGUAUUUUGUUUUUUGAACUGAGGCAGCCUUUGAGGUCCCUCAUUUAAAACAUAAACCCUCUGGCAUGUUCUGGUUAUAUAUAAAUUAUUAACCUGCAAGACUUAUUUAUGGUAACCAGGAGUUGGAACAGACAUGACAACCAUCAAUUCUAAAAGACUAUACCAGUCAAGGUGUGUGAGCUUUUUCAUACAGAACGAUUAAACUACAUAAGUGUUAGUCCAAGAUUGAAACAAUACUUGUCUGCAGAUUAAAUGACCUAAUCGACAGAAUCAGAUUCCUUGGCCACAGUCCACAUGUGGGUUAUGGGGGCAGUUAUUGCUGCUUUUAAUACAGAUCAGAAUAAUUGUUGUUUAAUUAUUGAUGUUGUAGAUUUCAUGUAGAAAACCCAUCCCUUCCCUUUCCUUCCACAAAAGAGUCCAAAUAUACAGGGAGCUGUUUUUGUAGUUGGUGUGCUCCUUAUAUUCUUCAUGGCCUUUUCUUUGAAAUAUUGCUGUGCUGCUGUUUGUGCCUUGAGCUUAAGCCUUGCAAAUGAUUCAAAACUUCCCCUCACCCCAUAAGCAAACAGAGGCCCCGUCCUCUUCCUGACAGCGCUACAAAGCAAUCUACACAGUGAUUGUUUUGGGAGGGGUGGGGGGGUUUGUGUGGGAUAGGGUUUAGCUAUGUAUGAAAAUGUUCACAUGCACGAUACACAGGUCACUGAAUUGCCUGCAGCAUUCACAGAGCAAAAGUUAUCAGGCCUCUGCUUUUAUUGCUAAGGUUUGGCGUUGCUAUUUGGCAACAGGGUUCUGAUUGUCAAAUGGUGGUUUUAAAAUCCAGGGACGACCUUGAUAACUGACUGCUGCAUUUUUAAUAUUAGAAUGUUUUUUUUCUAAGCAGCAGUGCCCCCAUGUGGUUAAUCUGCGAUAUACACUGUAGAUGCAACAUGGAAUGCAAGAUUUAAAUAUUGUUCAGAAAGACACACUGAGCUUUCUAAGUUUUUGCAUUGUGUGCAGCUUGCUGUUACGUGAAAGCUUUAACACAACUGUAACCAAGGAGUACUGAAAUAAAUACCUUUACAUUACAAA